AUGACUUUUUGUCUCUGUCUGAUUUUCUCUGCAGUGGUGAUUAUGUGCAUGGGAGCAGAAAAAAUAAGAGAGAUCAUGCUGGCUGCACACAAACGACAGAUGACAACUGGCAAAUGCAUAUUCUUUAAUGUUGAACUCUUUAAUGCCUCUUCUUAUGGCAAUGGCUCAUGGAAGAGAGGUGAUGAAUACGACAACGAUGCAAGGCAAGCCUACGCUGCUCUGAACACUGUGACUCUUCUGAGAACUGUCAAGCCUGAGUUUGAGAACUUCUCCAUAGAAAUGAAAAUGCCUUUUGAAAAAGUAGGGCUUCAUGACUGCAAAGACUGUGAAAAUGUCAACAUGUUUGUGGAGGGGUUCCAUGAUGCCCUGUUACUGUAUACCAUCGCCUUGCAUGAAGCCAUGAAAAAUGGGUACAGCAAGAAGAAUGGAACAGAGAUCACCUCACGUAUGUGGAACAGAACGUUCGAAGGAAUUGCUGGCCAAGUGUCUAUAGAUGCCAAUGGUGAUAGAAAUGGAGAUUUCUCUUUGAUGACCAUGAUAAAUGUUGAAGCAGGAACCUAUGAGGUGGUGGCCAAUUACUUUGGUGUAAAUGGGACUUUUCAGCUGUUGCCAGCAUUCAACACUGAGCAUUUCAGUCUGAAAGGAGGGGAUAAAGACCACCCUGAGAAAACCGAUAAAUCAGACACACCCUGUAAAUGUGGACUAGGAGUGUCAGCUUUGACUGGAGUCAUAGUCGGAGCUGUUCUGGGGGCUGUGAUCCUCGUAGCGUUCUACUUUUUCAGAAAAAACUACAGAAUUACCAUUGAGCGUCGCACACACGGCGAAGAAUGUGACUCUGGGAAGCAUCGUCAGCUACGAGAAGACUCCAUUAGGUCAAACUUCUCAGCAGCAUAAUGAGAGGCUGACACAGUCCAUGGAGAAUCGCACAUGUGACCAAAGACUUUGCAGUGGCUGUCAGUAGACCCACAGUGUUAAUCAUGAGACACUCGUUUUUGUGUCCUUUGAUGUUUUGACUUAUAACUCAGGACAGCUGUAACAGUCACAAAGCACCACUCACUUGGAUUUUCCCCCACACAAAGGUAAAUGAUUGUAUUGGUGUUUCAUGAUAUUUGGCCACAAUGUUCUUUGAGGUUUUUCUAGGCAUCUGUUAUUAUUAUUAUUAUUAUUAUUAUUAUUAUUAUUAUUAUUCACACCAUUCUAACUAAUAACUGUGAAUAAUUCAAAACAGACAGCAUAUUUAACACUAUAUUGGCAUGCACUACAAGCAGAGUUGUUGAGAUCUAUUUUUACCUUGCAGUUUUAAAAACAUUGUAUACGUGUAGUAAACCUAAAUGUCAUCUUAACACUUUAAGGAUAUAACAGAGCUACAGGGGUAUAGACUCGAUCUAUAUCAAUAGGUGACAAGCUACUGAUCUUGAGCUACAGAUACUGUAAGGUUUUCAGUCCAUUACAACAUUGCUGCAGUCUGGUAGCCUCCAUACAAAUCAUGCUCCAUCAGUUUUCUAAUCAUGCUGAUUUCUAAUGAUUGUUUUCUUUUAAAUAAUUUUAUUUGAAAAAUUCCUCAUAUAAUUAAUUCACCACCUGAAAAGAUACUACAGAUAUUUUUACUGAUAAUGUGUACUUUACGUUGCAUUUUUAUUACUGGUUCUUUUUGAAACUUUAAUAUAGCAGUAAACAAUAUUUUCUGUGUAAAGAUGUGUAUAAAAGCAUAAUUGCAGAAAAUCACUUCACACUUCCUGUCUGUGUCUUGCAAUACAAGCGUCUCAUACAUGACAUUUCACGAGUCCUUACCUUUGAAACACUGUCCUGCUUCAUAAAGAGACACGUGAAAGUGAGAUGACAGAGUAUACUCAGCCCCAAAACCCAAAGUAGUAAAAACAAUACUUUAUUCAUAUUUACUUACUUUCAGCAUCCCUGCUGUUCUCCUCUGUGCUCUCUUUCAUUCUGUGUGUCUACAUCGCCUUUGAGGCUGUAAAUAAAUUGCAAAGAGAAGAGAAAGGCGACCUGAUAUUUUUGACACUUGUCUCACUUUCUGAUGUCCGUAAACACAAAUCUGGACAGGAGCACAACAGCACAUGAUCACCAAGGCCAAGUUUUUUGCCAAACGAGAAUAAGUUAUUAGAAGUAAGUUAUUGUUAUUAAGGGCGUAUUGUUGAGACAUUCAUUAAUUAGUUAGUGGUUUGUUUAUGUUAGUACAGUCGUGGUUUUUAGUAACAUAAAUAAGCUCUUUUCUACAGGCUGUUUAAUAAAGAGAUCUAUAGAUAAGGUUGUUAGCUUACUUAUUGAGGUUAUACGCAGGGGAAAAUCAUUUCAGCAAGAACUGAUUUAUUGUUUAUCAUUUCGUAAAAAAAGCAAACAAAAACAAUUUUAUUCUUAAGCACUGGGUUAUUUUUUUUAAAUCUGUGUGUAAUAUUAUUAUAAUGACUCCUGGCAUGUGGUUGUUUAGGAUGACUGAACAUUGAACGCGGUGUGUUUAAUUUAUUUCUUGUAAAUUAUAACAUCUAUUAUGUUACAUAUUUCUCUCAAUUUUGAAUUUAUAAUAAGUUUGUAUUUUCUUGUUAUGAUUAUUUCUAAAGCAUACUUUUACUACAAUAAUAGUUCA
Molecule: messenger RNA, 2602 nt
Organism: Pundamilia nyererei
Lineage: Eukaryota; Metazoa; Chordata; Actinopteri; Cichliformes; Cichlidae
Gene: npr3
Product: natriuretic peptide receptor 3
Exons: 7
Coding region: 1-894 (297 amino acids)
Biological process (GO): signal transduction
Cellular component (GO): membrane
Molecular function (GO): natriuretic peptide receptor activity; peptide hormone binding
Source: RefSeq, a predicted model, not a curated record